Messenger RNA from Microplitis mediator, 3232 nucleotides. RefSeq names its product zinc finger C4H2 domain-containing protein. NCBI's taxonomy places the organism in Eukaryota, Metazoa, Arthropoda, Insecta, Hymenoptera, Braconidae. The record is from RefSeq and is a predicted model, not a curated record. Gene Ontology annotation, biological process: positive regulation of neuron differentiation. The coding region runs from base 533 to 1279 and encodes 248 amino acids. The transcript has 5 exons. Gene Ontology annotation, cellular component: nucleus.
UGCAAGAGAAGAUAAACAGAGAUGAGUAUAUAAAAUAAGUGUUGAAGAGUGAAGUCGUUGGAUGCUGGAGAAAGAGAGAAAAAAAAAACAGAUUUACAGUUUAAUGGCAAAUGGUUGCGUCGUGUCCAUUGUAUGGAUGCUGCAUCACGACAAAUCCCGGAUCUCUGUUAAAAUAUUUUUAUUAAGCGGUAUUUUAAAAAAAUGAAACAGUAUUUGUAAAUUAAAUAUUAAGUUUAUUGAUAACUUAAACUAAUUAUUAAUUUUUUAUGUAAAGUGAUCAAUGAAAAUUGUUUAUUAUUAACACAGAAUUGCAUUAUAAAGACAAUGAAAUAAGAUUUAUAUUGUGUGUUGACGGGGAUUUAAAUUUAGUUUGUUAUUUACUUGAUUGUUUGUAGGAAGCGCGAUAAUUUAAAUUUGAUUUAAAUUAAAUUAAAGUUACUGACGUCGACUGAGGUUUUAUUGAUUAAUUAAUUAAUUCGAGUUAAUUGUAGUUUGUUUAUUUUAUAAUUGAAAAAGUUUCAGUAACUUUAAAAUGUCCGCUGCUGAGACAUCGGUGAUUUUUGCAAAACUUGAAGCUCUCAAGGAUGUCAGAUCUAAAACACUACAGCUGGAGAAAAUGAAACAAAGAAUUAUACAGGAGGUCGAGCAAACGGAACAAGAGGAUAAAUGUUUGAUGGAGUAUAAACAGGAAAUGGAUUUACUUAUGCAAGAAAAAAUGGCUCAUGUUGAAGAGUUACGUCAAAUACAUGCUGACAUUAAUGCGAUGGAAUCUGUUAUAAAACAAGCCGAAGAAGCAAGAAACCGUGCACGUGAACACGCCAAGUUAAUUCAUAACAAUGAAUACCAGCCUCUUAAACAUGACAUUGAUCGUAUGCGUCGAGAGUACUUCAAUUUAGACAGACUGCCAGAACUAUAUGAGACUGAAACAGAUUUAAUAGCUCCUGAUUACUUUGAAAGGCCGAUGCAAAAAGCUGAAUGGCGAGUCGAAGUUCGUGGUGAAGAUUUGAUGCAGCCACUAGGUUUACAUGGUCAUCCAGGUCAUUCUGGUGGUUCGACGCCUUUCUUGGCGCCACAACCACUUCAGGGGCCAAGUAAACCUGAGCCAAGACCAUUGCCACCAGCCACAGGUCCACCCGCUCCAACAUUCAGGCAACAACCGCCUCCAAUGAAAUCCUGCCUGUCUUGUCAUCAGCAAAUCCAUCGGAACGCGCCAAUCUGCCCAUUAUGCAAAGCUAAAUCACGUUCGCGUAAUCCCAAGAAACCAAAGAAGAAGGAUUAAUUAUAAUUCCAUAAUUGAAUUUUUUUUUUAAUUUUAUUUAAUUAAAUUUUAUCUCGAGUUUUAUUCAUUUUUAAAUAUUCUCCGAGAUAAUUACUUAAUACAUACACUAGUUAUGAACAAUUGUGCAUUUUGAUAUAAUUAUCAAGUAUUAUUUUUUACUAACUUUCCGUACUAUAUCGCGUCACUAAUUCCAAAAGGACAUAUAUAUUUAUACUCCCUUUUGGCUUUAGUCAUUAAGUUUAAAACCAAAAGGGCGUAUAAUUUUUUUUUUCGAUUGCUAAUCAUAUUGUAGACUUAUAUUCAAGCUGAAAAUUGAACACAAACUAGUAAUUCUCUGGAAUCAGGGCUCAUCCCAUUUUUCAAUGUUCCAAGCGCACAGACAAAUAUCCAUAAAUAAACUUUUUCCAUGUGUUCAGUUACGUUAGGCUUUGCACCUCAAGUGUAUAAAAUUGAUGAAAGUGACAUGAGGUCUUGCAAAUUUUCAAAAAUAAAUUUUAAAAUAUAUACACGGAAAAAAAAAUUGUGGUUCUUCUAACCACAAUAUUGUAGUAAAACAUUUGCAGUAGCAAGUACUCCAUAUGUGGUAAAGGACACUAGAUAAGUAGUACUGGUUUACUACAAGUGUGGUUGAGAUUAUUCCAAUUUAGAGUUUGCAUUCCUUUACUCCAACUUUUAGUAACCUCAACUACAGCUGCUAUUGUAGCAAUUAAAAUUUUUUUUCCGUGUAAUUAAAAUUUUUAUAUAAUACCGUAAGAUGGACGGUGGAGUUUCAAGGGUUUAUCUAAGAGCUACAAUGAUACUGGAGCUCUCAUAAUUUUUGAAAAUUGGUAUAUUUCUGUUAUUUUUUCACUUUACGGUGUCAACAGCUUGACUAACAUUAAUAUGCACGUAGUUUGGACGGUCCGUCUUCCUUUAGUAGUAUAGUUUUGAGCGAAGCCCGUGACACGAUUUUAGCUCGUUGCUAAAAUAUUUCUGUUUUUUAAAAGACGUGUGAGCCCCACUUAUGAACAAUUGCCAAAAAAAUUUUUGAAAACCCAAGGGGCAUAUAAUUUAAGUUAUAUGCCCUUUUGGCUUUCAAAAUUUUUUUUUUAAGCUGUAAAAUAAGUCUACAUAAUUGAAAAAUUUGUGUUAAAUUUAACACAAAUCACAUGUCCCAAACGGUCCACUCAAUUUUUUUUGUUAAUUUAACACAUUAUACUUGUGUUCAACAAUAAUGCUUCGCAUCAUGAGUCGUGCAAAAAAUUUGUUGAGAUCAGAUAACACAUUCAGCUUUAGUUAAGUUUACACUUGAUGGUGUCAAAUAAUUAACCCAAAAUAUUAAGCCAUUGAAUUUUUAUACACGAAAACAUAAAAUUUUCAACUGUGUACAAAACGAUUGGUUAUGAAAAAAAAUUAUGCGCUCUUUUGGCUUUAGAGAGUUUCCUAAACCCAAAAGAGCGUAAAUAUGUCCUUUUGGAAUUAGUAAAGAUAUAUUUUAUAAUAUAGAUCUCACGAUCGGUUGUGAGUGAUAACCGAUAAAAUUUUUUUACUUUAAAAAUAAUAAAUUAAUUAAUUAUUUAAUGAAUUAAAAAAAUUUUAAUUAGACUUAUUAUGUCUUCUAGUUAUUCGAAGACUGAUAUAUUAAUGUAUGUACAUAUAUCUGAUUAUAUAUAGAUAUACAUUUAUAUACAUAAUUAAGGUGACCAUGCCAUAAAAAAUCGCUAGUAUCACAUUAACACGUAGCUUUUUUAUAAUUUUUUCAAACACAACCAUCUAGAUAAUAAAAGUAAUUUUUUUUUAUUAUUAUAAUUAAUAAAAGCAAUUUAAAUUAGUUGUUAUUUAUCCAGGUGGUAAUUUAUUUUAAAUAAAUUAUCGAGUUUAAUUGAAUAAUUUAAUUAAUCAGUUCCAUACAGUUUUUUAUUUUAAGUAAACAAAGUAUAGAUAAAUAUGAAUGUAAUGUAAAACCUAAAUUUU